AUGUCAUCCAGUGGUUCAGGCGAUAAAGCUAGUGGAAAUAGUAUAAAGGAUGAAAUCAAUCAAUUAAUUAAGGAUCAUAAAGUUAUGGUAUUUUCAAAAACUAAUUGUCCAUACUGUACAAAAGCCAAAAAAAUUCUUGGUAAAUACAAAAUAAAAGAUUAUAAAGUUAUUGAACUUGAUAAAAUGGAAAAUGGCGAUGACUAUCAAGAUGAACUUGGACGAAUCACAGAUGCAGAUACAGUUCCACGUGUAUUUAUUGAUGGUGAAUGUAUUGGUGGUGGUGAUGAUACAGAAAGAUUAGAAAAACAAGGUGAACUUGAAAAAAAAUUGAAAAAAGUCAAUGCAUUAGAGGAGUAA
Molecule: messenger RNA, 357 nt
Organism: Rotaria sordida
Lineage: Eukaryota; Metazoa; Rotifera; Eurotatoria; Philodinida; Philodinidae
Source: the annotation of a GenBank genome assembly